This is a messenger RNA of Morchella importuna, 2694 nucleotides long. RefSeq lists its product as uncharacterized. Bases 1 to 2694 code for a protein of 897 amino acids. The record is from RefSeq and is a predicted model, not a curated record. Lineage: Eukaryota; Fungi; Ascomycota; Pezizomycetes; Pezizales; Morchellaceae. The transcript has 6 exons.
AUGAGCCCCCCAGAAACAUACGAUCCCGUUCAAUCUAAGGAUUUAGAUACCAUCUUCAACUAUGAUAGCUAUAGUGAUAGUGCACCAAUUGAAAAACAAUCCUUCUCAGAGCCAGCAAUAUAUGACCUUCCAUGGACCAAUGUUUCGAUUGAUCCUAUGAAGUCCUGGCUACCUCCCCCCCCUAACCGCGCUGAGGCUUGGUAUAUGGAUCCAGUAGAGCUUGCUGCUCGUAGAUAUGAAUGGAGGGGUGCUAAAGAAGAGGCAUCGAUGCUUCGUGCCAAGUUUCAACCUUUGAGUCUUCUUCAUCGAUGGGUUCUUCAAUGGCACAUCUGGGCGGAAAAACAGCAAGCAGCCAAAGAUCCUCCCAAGGAAACAAAAAUCAACUCUAGAUCUAUUUCCAAAGGAACAACAACGGCUGCCUCUCGAGUAAGCAGUUAUGAAAAGCCUAGGGUGAAGUUUAUCCAGUAUCCAGAGUGGGCGACAGAUACCAGUUUAAAAGUCGAUCAUUUGGGUUCUUCCUAUAUCAAUGAGCCACCUACGGUGAAAUUCAACUAUGCUCAAGGUUUGUCUAAUAAAAUCUCUCUCUCUACACCACAGGAGGAUCAAAACAGAAAGGGGAAACAUAACCAGAAAAGCGGCGGUCAGCCUUCUACACAGCCGACCAGUGCCCCCACAGCUCACCAUAGAAAGGUUGAACCUGAAGCGAUCAACAUUGUUGAUAUUCCACUAAAACCCUGCGUUCUUGAUACUGAACGUAUUAUCCCUCAAGUACUGAAAGAUCGAGUCUUUCAUGGCCAUUUCCCGAACGGUUUAGGAUCCCUAGAUACAGAUGAUAUAAAUAAGGAUAGUGAUGUGUCUGUUGCCUAUAGGACCCAUGCUAGGUGGGUUCUAAAUGGUAAUUUUAUGAGCGAUGACUCAGAAGACGAUGAUAUCACUGAGACAUCGGCUGCUCCUCAUAUAUUCCACGAACCACAAGGCUGCUCUUCGGAGGAAUUUAAAAAGCUGCUUCAACCAUCACCAGAUAUUUCUCAUGAUAGUGCUUGGAAUGACCCGUUUUUUCUUGAGGAUUCUGGUUCUUCGAACUUUUCUAUCAGUGAUAGCUCGCUCAUAUCAAAUGAUGGCGAAUUUCCUGUGAUCAGUGGUGAAGAACUCGAGAAAAUACUCGAGGAGGCAAAAGGAACAACUCAAUUCCACAAAUGGCAAAACGCACAUCCUUCUAUGCACCAAAAAGAGUUUAAGAAAUUGAUCAAUCUUCAUAGAUUUGCUACGGAGUCGGAAGCUAAGAACCAGAAGCGUUGGAGAUCCAAGGAAAAGAUGGAAAAAUCCGGAAAUACUAGAACGACUACUGAUUCUGGUUUCCUUGGCUCGUCGGAACCAUCUAGUCCCACAACCCUCGGCCAGGAUCCAUCAUUUUCAAGCAGUACGAGUAUGAAGCCAAAUUCUGAAAUUGAUGCUCUUGCUGAAAGCUAUCAUACAUAUGCUCAACCCGAUACUGUGGGGAUAAUGCCAAAAUCUAUCCCCAAGCAAGAUGAUUACACUUGUAUCACCCAUGAUGAUAUAAAAUUCUUGAGAGAACUCAAAAGAAAGUUUUCCGAGGGGGCACUUAUUCAUCAGACUUCAACAGAGCAGGAGUUUAUACCCCAGACCGAGGCAAUUCCCGUCAAGCCUCCUCAAAAGACUGUGCAGGAUAAUCUAUCUCUCCGUGAUGUUUUUAUGACUGCCAAACCUUUCCCUAGUAUCAGCUAUAGAAUUGACCAUGAAUAUACAAACAUGUUCUCCAGGUGUAACAAAGAUCAAGAGAAUAAUAACUUAGAGCAAUUACAGAAAGGCUAUGAUGGACCGGCACCAAAAAGGCAUCAUAUGACAACUCCAUUCGGGGAUGUUUCUUUCCAUCCUGGAUCCGCUGAUUAUCAUCCGUUCUUCCACACAACCAAAUCCUCAAUUUUCAAGAAAUUGGUCGUUAGUACGGGGAGGUUUUGGAACCUGGGGGCCAAUAUUUCUCUCAGUGGAUUUUGGGUUACGGAAAGAUUAUUCAUUACAGCGCUAAAUUUUCAUCCCUGGGCUCCCAGCACAGUGGUCCAGUCUUUUCAGGAUCAAAUUGAGGAUUUUGAGUCACGUAAUAACGGGAUCGAUAUUUUUGUCUCGAACGGCUACCUUAACUGGUCCAAUCCCAAUGAUGACCCAGAGGCUAUCAAAGUAAUUUUGAGAGCAUGGGAUAUUUCUGCAAGAAUAGCAAUCUUUGAGCCUGAAGACAAACAGAAAGUUGCGAAGGACUUUGUUGGAAUUGAUAUGUUAAUCGAAGAAGAUACAACACCUGUCUAUAGCGGGGCAAACAUUGCCACAAUCGGUUAUAACCCCAUGGAAGCAGCAAAGAAUGACCCAUUGGGGUUGAGGAUACUUAUUCCUGGUCAUAGAUCCGUUACGUUUGGCGAUAUUACAAUCUGUGGGGGUCUCCAUAAAAAUAGAACCAAAUCAUCUUCAGUCUUUGCUAGGCUAGACUCAGGAUUUUCCCAUGGUGCAUAUGGACGCAUGUGUGUGGUUAUCGAAAGAUCCAAAGAGUCGGGUUUUAUAAUUGGCAUUGUGAGCGGACAAUGUGAAGAACAGGGUCUUAAUCGGCCUGAGGCUCUGAGUGAUUUCGUUAGCACGUUCCCAAUCGGAUUCAAGGCCGAACUGAGAAGACUUUUGAAGUUCUGA